Messenger RNA from Pocillopora meandrina, 6602 nucleotides. The record is from the annotation of a GenBank genome assembly. NCBI's taxonomy places the organism in Eukaryota, Metazoa, Cnidaria, Anthozoa, Scleractinia, Pocilloporidae.
GCAUUCACGAGGUCCCUAUUGAACGCGCGACCCUGUGAACGAUUCAGGAAGUGGUUUGUGUAACUGAUAUCUUUGCACAUGUAAGCAAAAAGAUUUGCUCACGAAAGUAGAAAUAUCUGCUACCAAAGCACAUGAGAUAAAUCUGUCCUGCCUUAAGUGCUGUACGAUUUCAAAGGAGUAAAGGUGACCCUUAAGUUUUAAAUCUACCGGGCAACGAAAGCUCAUGUCGUAGGAUAAGUAAACUAUGCAUACGAUUGCAUUGUAAGCGAUCAUAUUCGUCUUGCAUUUUGGACGAGGAAUCUUCAAUGUCUGUCCAUCGAUUUUUAUCGCACUUGGAAUGAAUCUUCUUCAUUGAUUUACCCUUAAAGAGCUUAUCGUUGUUAAUAUUACAUCAAUAUGAUCUUAAUCAAGCAGCAAUUAACGAAGAUAUUGAAUUUCUGUACGAUUACUUUAACAUCAACGUUUCCAUUGCACUAUUUCGGAUCUGUCCUUUUCAAAAUUUUGAUUGUGGAUUAUGUGAGUCUCGAGAUUGAUAAAAUUUCCGCACAGCCCUAUACUACAUUAUGCAUUCAGUUCUUGGAUAGAGAAAACGGAUCAUGUGUACUAUAGGUGGCCUCGGUCGACAUAUCGGCCGAUACAUCGGCCGAUAUAUCGGUCGACUAUCGACCGACUAUAGGUCGAUUGAAAUACAAGUAGACUUGAUGUUUAAUUCAACGUACUUUUUCAGCUAUGAAGCUACAUGUGUAUCUCUCAAUAUUGCUUGUCACCCUGUUCUCAUAUACUUGGGUGGACUGUGCAAAUGUGCCUCCUUGUGCCAGCAUGAGGUCAUGGUUUCCUGGGACUCCUCCAUCAAAUUUUUCAGAAAAUUUGCCUUAUCAGCUGAGUGUCCAUGGGCAUACUAAAUAUGGUUACUCUCCAGAAAGCUCCCACACAAGUAAGUAAUGAUGAUUGUAAUGUAAUUAAUAGGUUGUAGUCUGAAAAUGUGUUCAAAAUGUCUAGAGGUAAAUGCAUCCCUUUUUGUCUUCAGCAGUUGAGUAUUUAGCAAUUUUAACAAUCUAUGAAUUUAUCUACAUGUAGGUACAUAAAUAUGCAAUCUUGUGCAUUAUAGAGGGAACAUAUCUACAAAACAGAACAGCAAAUUUUAUAUCUCAACUGAAAAUGAACUAGAUAGGUCAUAUCUUUCAUUAUAAUUGUCUGUCUUGAUAACCUUUUUGAAAAAAAAGUGUUUGAACACAGCUUAAAUUUUAUGUUACAGGUAAUAGCCAAGUUUAGUGAAUAAAGAAUGAGAUGUAACUCUCAUGGUAAUUUUUAAAAUAAGUUUAUGGUAAAUGGAGUUUACAUUGAUGAUUGUAACCAAUUUCCAUACUUAAUUGUACUUUUUAAUGAAUAUUGGUAUUAGUAGCAGCCUAAAACCACAUUAUAGGCAGAUAGUUAAUUAAGAGAGUAAAAUACGACAUUAUAGCAUUUAAAAAGAUGCUUCACAAAGGUUAAAUGUUUCACUAAUGAAAUAUAUUGCAUCCAUGCACUGCUCAGAAUGUCUGAAACUAUAAAAUAAGGGGACAACUUUGAAUUGUAAUAGCACAGACUGAUCAUUCAGUUGCUCUCAUCUAGUAUUUUAAUGUAACCUUAAGAUCUAUUAAUGAUGAUGUGUAUAACCAAUAAUUAUUAGAACCAGGCAGGGACAUGACUCUUAAAAAUCAACCCACCAAUUUUUGUGCGAGUCUAUUGGAUACUUAACGUCACAUGGAGCAAAAUCACCAGCAGUUAUCUGGCAAUGACCCCUGUUUACAUCAAUAUUUGUCCUCUGGUUAUUUUUGUUCAAAAGGAAACAAAGCCAGUGGAAAAAAGCUAGCCCAAUUUAGAGUUUCACUUUUUCAUCUAGUUCAUAAAUUUCACAUUUGCCCUCAAAACUUUUAAAUUAAUUUUUUUUUCAGACAAUAGUGAAUACCUGAGCCAAUGUACCAGUUGCCUGAAGAGGUUUAUUUGCUAAACAGAUUAAAAUAUUUGAUUUACAGUUUAUCUUAAUGGCUCCAGGAGUUUUGUUGGAUUUAUUGUGUAUGCUGAGAACUCUGUGAAAAAUUACACCAAUGGACAUUUUGUUCAAGAGGAUUUGCCUACUGGGGUUGAAGAAGCUAGCUGUGGAGAUCUUUAUGUAUGUAUGAGUCAUUAGCCCUUUUGAAUGCAAAGAAGCCAUUCAUUUUGAUAGUAAAUACAACCAGUUAACAAUUGGUUCAUAUGUCAGCAUGCGUUCAUCAAGAUAGGAAGCACACGGGAAGUUUGGAGAGCAUGAAAGAUGCGUAAGAGUUGCUCGAGGCGUAGCAGAGAGCAACUCUAGCUUCUUGAGUCAUUUUCAACCUGUUGGUUUAAAUGUUGUAAAAGGGUUAAUAUUCCCUCUGCUAUGCUUCAGCGUGUUGAUAAUUUUGUUCCAGGAACACAUUUUACUAUGCUGUAAACAAUCUUGUUUAGCUUAAAUUGCUGCCGAAUUCUAAAAUUUCUAAAGGGAUUUGUUUGCUGACGUCAUGAGUGUGCACAAUAGGAAUAUGAAGCACACGCAUGCAAUUGAAUUUGAUUAGACAAAUUACUAGCUAUGUUAUAAUACAAAGUGAUUAUUGUGCCUUAGUAAUACAUGAUACAAAUUGAUAUUGUAUGGCUGUAAUUUAUGCUGGUUAUUUAUAAUGUAUACAGUCAUCGUUAAAUGAACUUAUUUCAUCAUUAGAAGACAACAAUUUAAGACUUUUGUAAAGAACAAUGUAGCAACCAGUUAAUUUUACUGGCUCUUCAAGUAAAUGUUACUGGCUCAAAAUUCACCAAAAUAGGUAUACAAUGAAGGUUUUUUGUUCAAAUGUGAAAACCCAUUGUGAACAAUGAGACCCAUGCAGUAUCUGAAGUUAUCCAGUCACCCCAGCACUUUGAAAAUCAAUCAUGUAUUAAACUUUAAAUACACAAGGACUAAAAUAAUGAGGUUUCUUAUCAGGAGCUUUGCACUUCUCCUUUAUAGGAAAUGAGUAUAUUUGCCAAUUAAAAAUCAAUCACCAGCAGAGUCUUUGAUAUGAUUGUUAUGUAGUUCUAAUGAUUAAAGUGCUGGCAAAUGGACAACGUUCAUGAUAUGCAAAACAGUGCAAUUAUGAAUUUUGCUAUUGACUUGAAACAUACUUUGAAUAAUAUUAAUGUUUGUAUUUGCCAUCUCAUGCCAAAAGAUUAUCCAAAAUUCCACUUCAUCUGGAAACUGGACCAGUGUGAAGAUGUUAUGGAAGGCCCCCCAGAGUUAUAAGGCUGGAAACAUUAAAUUCAGGUACUAUAAAAUUUGUGUUGAUACAAAUUAAAAUCCUGUAAUGAAACACAAAGGGCAUGUACAUACUGGUAACUGCUGUGUGUUGAAAAAUAUAGGCUAUCUUGAUUUUAAAGCUACUUACAUCUUCAACUGACAAGUAUAUUCCUGGCUGAUAUUUUAAGUUUGCUUGGCUAUUGUGAAAAAAAAAGGAAUAAAUGGAAGCUGAAUAACUUUUAGAAUCUUUUUUCUUUCUUUAGCCAGUUUAUUUUUAUGCUAUCUCAUUAACUGUGAGCAUCAAGCUGUUUCAUCCAAUAAUUAACCUUUUAAUUCCCACAUCAACUUUGUAAUUCUCCUUACUAUCAACCAUACAAUUCUUAUAAUGUUAGUUCAGAGAAUUUAGUAUUGGAUUAACUAAUUAUCCCCAAAUUGAUAUUUUCCUUUUUUCUCAUCACUUAUCUGGUUGAUAUUGUGUUGAUGUUGUAAGGAGAAAUUCUCUCUUGGUCACACAUGGGAGUCAAAGAGUUAACACAACACAAUGACCCAGACAGGUCUGAAGCAGUACCUCUCAGCGUGGAUUCCAACAUAUCAACCAUUAAUAGAUGAAAAAAUUUGGGCAAGCAAUAGAGGAUAUAUUUAUCAAUUACUUUUUGAAUUCUAUUUCAGAGCAAGUGUCUUGGAAAACACAAAUCCUGUUGUUUACUAUGAAGGAUUUACUGCUCACCUGAAAUGUAAGCUAUGUUGUUAUAAACAUUUACUUGAUGUUUAAUUUAUAACUUAUAAUUUUUUCAAUUAAAGUUAUAAAGUUUUGAUAAUCAAAAUUUUGUUUGCUUCAAUCUACAAUUAUUCUAUAAAUGUGUGAUUUAAUUUUUUUUCCUACAAGUUAUGCCUUAUUUAAUCACUUCAUGUAAUUUAAUUUCUAUGCAGACCAGUGCCCAUCAGUAAGAUGUGCUGUAUGCCCAAAUGGUGGCUAUAGCUAUGAAGAUGACAGUUAUGGAUGUAAUACUUGCCAAUGUAAGUUGUGACAUAUCAGUGGAUUGUGUGACAUGUAAAGAGAAAAUUUAGGAAUGAAAAAUGUUUUUAACCCUUUAACUCCCAGAAGUGAUUUACUUCUUCCCAUAAUAUCCAUACACUAUCAAGCAGACAGGUUAUGAGAAUACUUCAACUUAUUAGGUAGAGGUUGUGAUCUUGAGCAAACACCAAAUUCUCCAAACUAAUUUAGAGGGAAAUGUGUAGCAGCUAGAGGAGAGAAUUAAUAAUCAGAUCUUGGGAGUUGAAGGGUUGAGACUAUUUGACUGCUGAAGCAAUUCUUUAUUUUUUCAAAUAGUACUCAAUAAAUAUAUGUUAUUCACCAGAUGGGAGGUCCAUAUUGGGAAAAAGCGUACCCGGGGUCGGCCGAGGGUGGUAGACAAGACAGAGAGCACAGUUUUUCCCACUACGGACCGACCUUGGAUGGCGAAUAACAUUUUUAUUUUUUUCUAAAACCUAACAAAUGGUUGUGAAAAGAACCUGAAUACCUGUGAGUGGGCCGGAUGGGGAGAAUACUGCCCUCUCUCGGAACCAAUCAGAUUGCAGGAUUUGUAGAAUACUGCCUGCUCACGAACUGAGAAAAAAAUAAAUAUGAACAAUGUACAUGCUGAAUACAUAUGGCAUGAUGUGUUAAGACAAAAUAAGUGAAUGGGUUUGGAAUGAUAUUCUAAUUUUUUUAAUGGGAUAAAUAGCUUUUGAUCAUGUUUCUGUUGUAUGACUUUCUGGUUAGUUCACAGAUAUUGUUCAGGCAGAUCAUAAAAUUAUACUUAACAGUGGAGUUGAUUAAUGUGCAGGGCAAAGAUUGAACUUUGAAUCAAACUGAAUCCCAAGUUGGGAUGCCUCUGGGAGACCAAUAGAAGCACUUUGUAGUUGCAUGUAGCCUUGAUAAGAAUGCUUGAUGCCUUAUUGCAGGUUCUUGUAACGUGGCCUGUGCUGAGACAUAUGCUCCAGUAUGUGGAACGGAUGGUAAAACAUACAGCAACAAGUGUAAAAUGCAGCGUCAUUCUUGUGAAAAAGAAUCCCCAAUUAUGGUGCAGCAGAUUGGUGUAUGUGGUCAGUAUCAAAGACUUUGAUCAUAUUGAUUAUUGAUAGAAAGUUGAGGCAAAAUUAGUAUAUUAGAGAAAUUAACCAUUUGAAGAUUCCAAUUAUUGGAAGCUCAGGUUUUAGUUGAAUUACACCGAAAGAUAUUAAUACAGGAGAAAAUUUCUCAGAAAUUUUUAAUAAGUAAUAGGAAUAGGAUGGAGUGGGUUGAGUCCAAUUUAGUUUGUAUACUCAUACUAGUGAUUACAAAAUUGGACAACCAUGAAGCAGGAGUCUCUUUUGUCAAUCACAGCUAUGAUUAAGGACUAAAUUUGAAGACUCAAAGUCCUUUACCAAUUAAUCAUAACCAUUACAAUUUCCAAAAAAUACAAUUAAGUACAUUUAUCUGAGAUAGUAUCUGUUAGACAUUGUCUGGGGUAAAAUUUCCUCCAUUUUGGAAAUUCCCUUGUUUAAUGUUGAAUGAGUGUAAAAUGGAAGUAUCAGCCUGUGGAAAAAAUGACACUAUCACUGUAUCUUACAAUGGUGAAUGUAAUGGUGCAUUCAGUCAUGCAUGGCAAGAGUUACUUUGGCCUAACACUUGUACUACUUCCUUAAUUGCCUAAACUCAGCAAGGUAUGGACAAAGGGGUAAGGACGCUGAGGCUUAGCUCCUUAGGGGGGGUUUAAUGCUGACUUAGGUGCUAUCUCCCUCUAAUUAAAGGAGCUUGGUCAAAUGCUAGUGGUGGGAUGGGGUCCAAGUAUGCUGAUGAUCUCCCUCUUUGAUGAGGAAAUACUGAUGAUUUCUAAUUUUUAACAGACGGUGUACGGAAUGGUCGGUGACCCAUGUUUGUUUUAUGAGCAUUAAUAGGGACCUGAAUUUCCUUUUUUCUGUAGGCGCGGAAGAGACCGUGAAAUUCUCAAUUUUCUCUCUGAUGUUGGCUUUCCUGGCACUGUUGAUGUUUUCAGACCAUUAGACAAAAAUUUGUGUUACUCUGAAGUGACUCUGAGGAAAAUGUCGGGCUUGGGAAUAAAUGCUGUGUUGUGCGCUUCUUUGAAUUAACCGUAGAUUUUUACAUAGUUUGUGUUGAUAAGUAGAGAUUUUUUAGCCCUUCAGUUACCGGAGGUAAUGAAUUAGAGUUUGACUAUUAGACACUAAAUAUCUGAACUAGAAAAUGACGAAACUGAAAUUAAAUAAAAAGCUUUACCACCCGAAAAUGGAGAAACUAAAUGGAACAAAAUACACAAGAUGCAAGAUAUUGAAUUUAAGGCUCGGAGUUAAUAAGGAA